GCCUGCCUGCUGCCUCCACCCGGACGCCUCUCUGUGUACAAAACGUUAUUAAUUUACAGGUUCUGAACCGCCGCCGCCGCUGUUUGAGCAGGCGAUGAAUCAUUUUUGACUGACAGCUUUUGAAGAAUUAGCUAGCUUAGCCGCAGAGGAGCCAGCACCGAUGGUGAUCUCCUGCUGACAGACAGCUGAAUAAUCUUACUUCAGCCGUAAAACCCAACGACUCGUUUACCCCGGAAAGUACACCACUUCUAAUCGUCUUUAAGUUAAUUAUUUUUAUUUAUUUUUUUGAGUGGAGGGGGGGCGGGUGUCCGCUAGCUACCGGUAGCUACUUCUCCUGCUAACCCUGGACAGCUCCUGUACGGCUGGGUUAGCUUUGGACAAAGGACCAACGACACGGGAAAAAUAUAAACAAUCUGACCGCACAGUUUGUCGUGUUUGGGAGCAACAAACACAAAGGACCUGACAUGAUGUUUCCACAAUCAAGACACUCAGCCUCAUCGCAGCAGCUGAAAUUCACAACCUCUGACUCUUGUGACAGGAUCAAGGAUGAGUUCCAGUUUCUUCAAGCACAAUAUCACAGUUUGAAGCUCGAAUGUGACAAGUUGGCGAGUGAGAAGUCUGAGAUGCAGCGCCAUUAUAUCAUGUACUAUGAGAUGUCCUAUGGGCUCAAUAUUGAGAUGCACAAACAGGCUGAAAUCGUGAAGAGAUUGAACGGGAUCUGUGCACAAGUCCUCCCUUACCUGUCUCAGGAGCACCAGCAGCAGGUCCUAGCAGCCAUAGAGCGGGCCAAGCAGGUCACCCCUCCAGAGAUGAACUCCAUCAUUAGGCAGCAGCUUCAGGCUCACCAGCUGUCUCAGCUUCAGGGUCUGGCCCUGCCCAUGACCCCCCUGCCUCUGGGCCUGAGCCAGCCAGCCCUCCCUGCCGUCACCACCUCCUCUGGUCUCUUCUCGCUCUCCUCCCUGCUGGCCUCCCAAGCCCAGCUGGCCAAGGAGGAGAAGGCUUCUCGUGACGGUGUUGACAGCCACCGCGAGGAGGAUGGAGACAAGUCUGAUUAGAUGCUUCAUCUCCGGUCUCCUUCUCUUUCACCUCCUUCCACACAGUCUUCUGUCUCCUCAGCAAAGCCUCAGACCUCUAACCAGUCCAGUGGUUGAAGAACUUCACCGCUCUGAUCCUUUCAUAUCUACAAUUAGAUUCAAGAUUUCAUUUCUCUUUUUUUUUUGUUUUACUAGGACUUUGUCUCUUAUAUCUGAUGUGUUUUUAUUUAAAAGUUUUAGUCUGUUUAAGUUUGACACUUUUUUUCAGUUAAACUUUGUUGCAGCUCAUUCCUUUUGAUUAUCUCUUUAAAUUUUGCAUUUCUUUUCUCUAAGAUUCAUUCUCUUCCUCCUACUUUCCCACAAGGUCUUGCUGCAUUUCUGCACAGGUCCUUGUUUCGUGAGGCUGAUCUGACUCUAAACAAUUGAUUUUGUUGUCCUUAACUUUUCUGAUUGCAUGCAUUUUUCUGAGCUGAUCUGUGGCUUGGGUAUUUACAUUGUGGGCUGUUACAGAUCAAAACAAGUGAUUAAAUCCUAUUUUUCUUUGUUAAAUCUGUGUCCAGUGCAAGAAAAACUGACUAAUUGACUGAACUGAUAUUUAAUCCAAAUUUUAUAAGGAGAAAGACAAAAAAUACCUUCAUCAGAUAUCAAAGCCAACAUUUCUGCUGAUAUGAAGCUUUCCAGACUUGUUGAGGGACAGAAGAAUCCACCUAACACCCUAACAGAGAUCAGUAAUCAGACCUGUGGUAGCACAAACCUGCAACAAAAACAACCACAACAUUUUGCAUCUCUGACGUGCACUAAUAUUAAAACAGACACUGCAGAGGAGGAAAGUUGUGUGUUUGACAGCAGAGGGCAGCGAGUGUCUUUGAUGAAUCCUCGAACAGUUCAGGUUCCAGUAAAACACAAAGACAAAGCAGCGGCAGCUCUACAGGCAGCAUUACAUGUGAAUGGCAUAUUUAUCCACUCAGCAGGAGCAAACUUAAUACACAGGUUGUGGACUGCAGGUAUUUAUCUCUGCAUGUGCUCAGUCCAAGCCCCUGCGGUGGAAAAGCUUCAGAUUGUGUUAGUCUUGAAAUAGGUCGCUUUAGAAAGGCUGUAAAAAUUCACAUUUAAAUGCUCCGUGUAAUGAGUCCACACAUGGUUUACUCCCUACGUGCAAGGCAGAGUUGGAAAACUUCAAUACUCAUCAGUUCGUUUCAU
Austrofundulus limnaeus is the source of this 2234-nucleotide messenger RNA. It is a transcript of the gene tle5, whose product is annotated as TLE family member 5, transcriptional modulator. Gene Ontology annotation, molecular function: transcription corepressor activity; protein binding. NCBI's taxonomy places the organism in Eukaryota, Metazoa, Chordata, Actinopteri, Cyprinodontiformes, Rivulidae. The record is from RefSeq and is a predicted model, not a curated record. Gene Ontology annotation, cellular component: nucleus; transcription regulator complex. Gene Ontology annotation, biological process: negative regulation of canonical Wnt signaling pathway; regulation of DNA-templated transcription.